AUGUCACUCCUUAGACGAACCGCUCAUUCCAUAUCGCCUCACACUAGGCCAUCACUCUCAGCCAUCAACACAACACGCCGCAUCUCACAUCCAGCCAUUCUCAGCUCAUCAGCUUUAUCGCCAUGCGCCAACCGCAGGAACUUCUCCGUCGCUUCUGCGCUCGGUGAGACAGUCACCGCGACUGCCGAUGCCCUCAGUUGGGCUCAUAGCGUUGGGCUGCCGUGGUAUGUGGCCAUACCACUACUUGCCGUAGGCGUCAACGCAACCAUCCGAUUCCCUCUUCAACUAUACAGCGCCCGUUUGCGGGAGGCCAGAAAACCAUUGGAUCCCCUUAUCACAGCCUGGGCUCGUCGGCAUAUGAUGGAUAGGAGCUUAAACAACCCUGAACUUCCCGAUCAUGUGAGAUCGCUUCGCAUUGCAGGUGCAGUUGAAAAGUCAAGACGGAGAAUAUUAAAAACAUGGGGUCUCCAGCGCUGGAAAGGCAUGGCACCUUUACUCGGAAUGGUUCCCUUUGUCACCAUAUCCGAGGCUCUACGAAGGAAAUGCGGUGCACCCCUUGGGUGGAUCAGUCACAAGAUUGGCCUGGGCAAUACUGGUCUCGGACCCUCGAGCAGCAUGUUUGACCAGUCCUUGGUGGACGGAGGCUUAUUCUGGUUCACCGAUCUAGCAUCUGCGGAUCCUUAUUACGGACUUCCUAUCAUCUGUUCGGGUAUUCUGGUCUGGAGUAUAUGGGCGAGGAUGCCCAAGGAACAAAUCCAGGCACUAUUGCGAAUCCAGCCCUCAGACUCAAAGAUGAUGGUCACCUCUAGGCUACAACAACUUCUGGGCCGUGUCAUGCUUAUGAUGCCUCUGCUGCCACUCCUUUUUGCCGAUUUACCAAGCGCUAUCUUCCUUUACUGGGGUACAUCAUUUGCGCUUACCCGCCUCAACGACUUCUUUAUUCAACGCCUUGUUCCACCAAAGACGCCGGAUUUGAGGGCACCUCAACCGUCGAAAGAAUUCCCUUUCGUGCUCAAAGACCAAUCACGGAUUGCAAAGACAUCUGACAAAAAGAACAAUUGA
Fusarium musae is the source of this 1062-nucleotide messenger RNA. RefSeq lists its product as uncharacterized. The coding region runs from base 1 to 1062 and encodes 353 amino acids. Gene Ontology annotation, cellular component: mitochondrial inner membrane. Lineage: Eukaryota; Fungi; Ascomycota; Sordariomycetes; Hypocreales; Nectriaceae. The record is from RefSeq and is a predicted model, not a curated record. Gene Ontology annotation, molecular function: membrane insertase activity. The transcript has a single exon. Gene Ontology annotation, biological process: protein insertion into mitochondrial inner membrane from matrix; mitochondrial respiratory chain complex IV assembly.